UAAAAGCACAGUGUAUGUGUCAAACUUGCCUUUCUCACUGACCAACAAUGACUUAUACAGGAUUUUUUCCAAGUACGGAAAAGUUGUAAACUGCAUGCAGACCUGGGAAAGACCUGACCAGUUUCCCUGAGGAUUCCUCCCAAGACACUCAGGCAGCAUGGAGGACCACGUGGUGGAGGAAGUGGAGAAGAAUGGUCAGCAGGUGAGCAGGUCAGACAAGGUCACCGAGAGCCAAGAACUUUUUAUAACUUUGAAGACCAUCCUCUCCUCCCUGGACAUCUCACAGUUGGCACUGAUCCUAGGGAGGGCACUUCUGCGGGAACAGCAGUCAGCCUGCACUCCCUUGGCCCUGCCAGCUGUCCGCCUGGCACAAAUUGGCAGGAAAAAAUGGACUAGGGAAGAGGUAUUCAAGGAGCAAAUGCAAUCUGCCAACUUGGAUGGGGAACACUUAAAGUUACUAUUAUGAAGGACAAAGAAACCAGGAAGAGUAAAGGAGUUGCAUUUAUUUUGUUUUUGGAUAAAGAAUCUGCACAAAACUGUUCUCGGGCACUUAACAACAAACAAUUAUUUGGAAGAGUAAUAAAAGCGAGUAUUGCUAUUGACAAUGGAAGAGCAGCGGAAUUCAUCCGUAGGCGUAACUACUUCGAUAAAUCUAAAUGUUAUGAAUGUGGGGAAACAGGACACUUAAGUUAUGCUUGUCCUAAAAAUAUGCUAGGAGAGCGUGAGCCUCCAAAAAAGAAAGAAAAGAAGAAAAGGAAGAAAAUAGUUGAACCAGAAGAAGAACUUGAGGAAGAAGAAGAAAGUGAAGAUGAGGGUGAAGACCCUGCCCUGGAUAGCCUCAGCCAGGCCAUAGCUUUUCAGCAAGCCAAAAUUGAAGAAGAGCAGCAAAGAUGGAAACAGCCUCCAGGGGAACCUUCAACAUCUGACGAUUCAAGAAGGCCACGGAUUAAAAAAAGUGCCUAUUUUAGUGAUGAGGAAGAACUUAGUGACUGAUACGGAUAUAUUUUGUGUACAUUUGUACAGUAUUAAAGUUGUCUGUAAUAUAGCUUUGUGCUAAAGCUAAAGAAAGUUGCUGCUACAACAUAUACUAUUAUAAAUUAAACAUAGUAAUUUCUUAUACAGCAUCUGAUUUCAAAUAUCGUAUUUCUGAAUUUUUAAUUGAGCAUCCUGAGGUGGAUCUAGGUCAUUCAGUGUGUAACAUUGAGACCUUAAUUUAAAAUUUUAGCCCUGCAUAGAGGGACCAACUCAACGCUUAUACACCACUUAAUUUCUUUUUAAGGCCUAUUUGCAAGUGGAGCUUCAAUGUUGUAUUGUCCUUGCUUUGGUCCCUCCACAUAGGGCUGAAUUUCACCGUUUGUCACCAUUAUUCUAAAGUGUAGGAUGUUGUUAUUAUAGGAUAACUGCAGAACAGAAUCUAAACUGCCAACUGGUAUGUUAUAACUUGACAGUUUGUGAAACAAUUUAGCAAAUUGAUUUUGUUCAAGAGGAGCAUUAAAAGGCUUCUGUUUUUGUUCUGUAUCUAUGUACAGUUUUAAUAAUUAAUCAUUGCUUGUCAUAAACCUAUUGAAAAUACAAACUAUCUGGGAAUCACAAAAUUUAAGCGAAAUGUGGUGUUUUAAGAAUAUUGUUUACUGAAAAUCUUCAUGAGAAUUUUUUAAAGAUGACUGGCAAUUUUAUUAGCAUUACCUAAGAGGAAUAUGUGUAUUUUUAAUGAAUAUGCUUUCUUCUUUUUUAAAUAAAUAUUUGAAGACUCUCAGUGGGAUGAGGGCUUGCUGCUGUAUUCUGA
Molecule: messenger RNA, 1786 nt
Organism: Pelodiscus sinensis (Chinese soft-shelled turtle)
Lineage: Eukaryota; Metazoa; Chordata; Testudines; Trionychidae
Gene: ZCRB1
Product: zinc finger CCHC-type and RNA binding motif containing 1
Biological process (GO): mRNA splicing, via spliceosome
Cellular component (GO): U12-type spliceosomal complex
Molecular function (GO): zinc ion binding; RNA binding
Source: RefSeq, a predicted model, not a curated record